AUGACACCAGACAUCCAGUCCCCUUUCUUCCUGCUGCUGCUACUCCUAGUGCUUACAGGUGAGGGGCACAAGAGUACAGAAACAAAGACUUCAGCUACUCAAGGCAGCCCAGCCUCCAGCUCCACUGAGAGAAAUUUUUUUAACUCUUCCCUGGAAGAUCCCAGGACCAACUACUACCAAGAGCUGCAGAGAAAGAUUUCUGAAUUGCUUUUGCAGAUUUAUAAACAAGAGGAUUUUCUAGGCCUCUAUAAUAUCAGUUUCAGGCCAGGAUCUGUGGUGGUAGAAUCGACUCUGGCCUUCCGAGAGGGUACCAUUGAUGCCCAGAGUGUGGAGACACAGCUUGUUCAGCAUGAAUCAGAAGCAGCCAGAUAUAACCUGUCUAUCUCAAGAGUCAGUGUGAAUGCUGUGUCGUUUCCUUCCUCGGCCCAGACUGGGUCUGGGGUACCAGGCUGGGGCAUUGCCCUGCUGGUGCUGGUCUGCAUUCUGGUUGCGCUGGCCAUCAUCUAUCUCAUUGCCCUGGCUGUUUGUCAGUGCCGCCGAAAGAACUAUGCACAGCUGGACAUCUUUCCAGCCCGGGAUGCCUACCAUCCUAUGAGCGAGUACCCCACCUACCACACCCAUGGGCGCUAUGUGCCCCCGGGUAGUACCAGUCGUAGCCCCUAUGAGGAGGUGUCUGCGGGCAAUGGCCUCUCUUACACGAACCCGGCAGUGGCAGCCACUUCUGCUAACUUGUAG
Molecule: messenger RNA, 735 nt
Organism: Cynocephalus volans (Philippine flying lemur)
Lineage: Eukaryota; Metazoa; Chordata; Mammalia; Dermoptera; Cynocephalidae
Gene: MUC1
Product: mucin 1, cell surface associated
Exons: 8
Coding region: 1-735 (244 amino acids)
Source: RefSeq, a predicted model, not a curated record